AUGGUGACAUGACAUCUUCUCACCAAAUUGAAGAAACUCGCAACUAACUCAGCAGUGAGUGUUUGGCAGCCAUGUCCGUUGAGCUCAAACUCGCUCGUUCUAAUCAUGUCUAUUGCCCUUCGGAAGCUGUGGAAGGCAAAAUCAUUGUCAAAACACAGUCUUCAAUAUCUCACUAUGGAAUUCGCCUUAAUGUUAAAGGAUCCGUCAACUUGCAGGUUCGUGGAGGAUCAGCUGGGGUGGUUGAAUCAUUAUAUGGUGUUAUUAGGCCAAUCCCAAUUUUGAAUAGGACCGUUGAGGUUAAAUCUUCUGGAAAGAUUGGUUCGGGAACAUCAGAGAUACCAUUUUCAUUGAAUCUUAGACAGCGGGAUGGCAAUUCAGAAAGAUUUUAUGAGACUUUUCAUGGGGCAAAUAUUAGUAUCCAGUAUUUGGUGUUUGUAGAUAUAUCUCGUGGAUACUUGCAUAAAUCAUUAUCAGCGACAAUGGAGUUCAUUGUUGAAAGUGAUAAAGCUGAUCUUCUACAAAGACCAAUUCCUCCAGAGAUGGUCAUCUUUUACAUCACUCAAGACACUCAAAGGCAUCCUCUACUUCCUGAAUUAAAAUCUGGUGGAUUUCGGGUGACAGGAAAAGUCUGUACCCAAUGUUCUCUUUCUUGUCCCAUUAACGGCGAGCUAACUGUAGAAGCAUCUGCAGUUCCAAUUCAGUCAAUUGACCUUCAGUUGUUCCGUGUUGAGUCCAUUCUUCUUGGGGAGAGAAUUGUGACUGAAACCUCUUUGAUUCAAACAACCCAGAUAGCAGAUGGAGAUGUGUGCCGUAAUUUGACUCUGCCAAUUUAUGUAAUGCUACCACGUCUUUUGACUUGUCCAACAACCUUGGCUGGUCCCUUCUCAAUUGAGUUCAAAGUUGCCAUUGUUAUAAGCUUUCAGUCAGAGCUAUCAAAAUUGCAUAAAAAGUCUGACCCCAAAACACCAAGACUCUGGUUGGCAAUGGAAACAUUACCUCUUGAGUUGGUUCGGACAAAGUAAGAUGACUGUAUGGUUUCUCACAAUACAACUUUGCUUGAAUAUGUGGAUAAAUAUGGCUUUACUCAUGCAACAUUUGAGAGAGGGCUGAGUAAUUGGGUAUUUGGCUUUUC
Abrus precatorius (Indian licorice) is the source of this 1132-nucleotide messenger RNA. Its product is annotated as Down syndrome critical region protein 3 homolog. Bases 72 to 1022 code for a protein of 316 amino acids. Gene Ontology annotation, cellular component: endosome. Gene Ontology annotation, biological process: intracellular protein transport. The record is from RefSeq and is a predicted model, not a curated record. The transcript is spliced from 11 exons. Lineage: Eukaryota; Viridiplantae; Streptophyta; Magnoliopsida; Fabales; Fabaceae.